Molecule: messenger RNA, 1604 nt
Organism: Prosopis cineraria
Lineage: Eukaryota; Viridiplantae; Streptophyta; Magnoliopsida; Fabales; Fabaceae
Product: serine/threonine-protein phosphatase T
Molecular function (GO): Hsp90 protein binding
Source: RefSeq, a predicted model, not a curated record
UAAAGCUGUAUUGCUACUGAAACAAAACCAAAUAUUGGGUUUCAGCUUCAGAGAGAACAAUUAUAUAAUCAUGCAUCCAAGCCUUCGAAGAGAAGACACUCAAAGUGAACAUCUUAGUAAACCCUACUAAGAUUGUGAGCCCGCACCGCAAUUCUGGGAUUAAUUGAAGAAGGUAAGUUCCAUAUUAUCGCCGUUGAGUCUCUUCUCUUCGAAGAAGAAUACCAAUGGCAACAGCCCCGGCUUCAGCAGAAGGAGAAAAAAUGUCUCUGAAAGAUCAGGGCAAUGAGUUUUUCAAGUCAGGGAAGUAUCUCAAAGCGGCAGCACUUUACACCCAAGCCAUCAAGCAAGACCCUUCAAACCCUACUCUUUAUAGUAACCGUGCAGCUGCGCUGCUGCAACUGGACAAGCUUACAAAAGCUCUUGAGGAUGCUGAGAUGACAAUAAAACUAAAACCUGAAUGGGACAAGGGGCAUUUUAGGAAAGGAUGUGUACUUGAGGCCAUGAAACGAUAUGAAGAUGCCUUAGCUGCCUUUAAGAUGGCUAUGCAGUAUAAUCCCCAAAGCCAAGAAGUUUCAAAAAAGAUAAGGAGGAUAAACCAACUAGCAAAAGAUAGAGAUCGAGCACAAGAAGUGGAGAAUAAAAGAUCUAAUGUUGACAUGACUAAGCAUCUAAAUACAUUGAAACCUGAAUUGUCUGGAAAGUAUGGAUGUGAAGACAGCUGGAAAGACUUGUUUUCUUUCCUUGUUGAGACCAUGGAGACAGCUGUAAAAUCAUGGCAUGGAACUUCCACUGUGGAUGCUAGAGUCUACUUCCUUCUUGAUAUGGAAAAGACACAGACUGAUAAAUAUGCCCCAGUUGUUAAUAUUGAUAAGGCCUUUGAAUCACCACAUACACAUGGAAGCUGUUUUUCAUUUCUCAGGCAAUAUGCUGAGGACUCCUUUUCCAGAGCAGCCUGCUUAAUUGUUCCCAAAAGCAUAAUUGCUUAUCCGCAGGUCUGGAAGGGCCAGGGAUCAAGGAGAUGGAAACAUGGUCAGAAUGAUGGUUUUUUUGUUCAAUUUGAAUCACCCUCACUUAGAAAGCUGUGGUUUAUUCCUAGUUCCAAUGAAAUGGGACAAACAUUAUGCAGAGACCCAGAAGUCUUGGACAUUGGUGCUCAUGAAAUUCUUCCACGCCUGUUCAAAGAAAAGCUGCCUAGUUCUUAGCCCUUUACUGUCAUUCGGUUUAUGAUUUUUUUCCGGGAACAAAAAGAACUACAGGUUCAUGGGUAUUAUGCAGGUCCCAAGAUUGCAGAAAUUUUAUGAUUGUUGUCUUGCAAGGCAAAUUUUGGAAUAUGAAAUACUGGUGAUCUGAUAAUGAUGAUUGAUUCUUGUCUGAUAGAUCCCUCAACUUUUCAUUAUUCCUUGGAACAUAAUAGGCCAGGCCUUUCAAGUUGCAUUACAUAUUCUGGUGAUUAGGAGACUCUAGUCCUCCAUUGUUUAUUUCAGAUAUAGCCUUUCUGUAAUAUCAAGUCUUUGUUAAAUUAUUGUUAGCUGUGAAAAUUACUUGUAUUCUGAUUUGUGAAUGGUUUGAUAGAAUGGGGAUGGACUUUUAAUUUGGCUUGAAAA